GAGAGUUGUGCACUUUUACCGCGGUAAGGAGACGGACAGACGGACACCCCCUGUCAGUGGAUUGGCAUUUUUUAUUUUAUUUUCCAUUUAUAUGACAGUUGUUGUAACGCUAUUAUAGUUCCGUUUAUUACUCUUCAGUUUAUACGUGAUUUAUACUUUCUGUGUUUUUUUUUUUUUUUUUUUUUUAUUUUUUCCCCGCUGAAGUCGCGCUCUGGGUCCGACAUGACGAGUUCGAAGCCCGGAUUCUUCUCCACAUUCUUUUCCAGCUGCUCCUUGGUGUUUCUUCUCGCUGCCCUGGGAGGCCAGGGGAGACUGGUGACCAUCCCCAGGGGCCCCCUGAUCCGCGUCGAGGGACAGUCGGUGUCCAUACGCUGCAAUGUGUCCGACUACGAGGGCCCCCUCGAGCAGGACUUUGAGUGGAAGCUCGUCCAGGGGAGCGUGUCCUACGACCUCGUUUCCACGAUGGACCCGCAGUUCACAGACACGAGCUUCUUGGACCGUGUGACCAGCGGGGACCUCUCCCUGACACGGCUCUCUGACAGCAGCGCGGAGCUGCGGAUCGGGACCGUGAGGACCACAGACGGGGGCACCUACGUGUGCAGCACCCCCAGCACCGACGUGUCUGUCAGCGGGAAUUACGACGCUGAUGUGGAGCUGAAAGUGAUCAAGGACAGCCUACAGGUGGCACCAGUGCCCUCGCCAGCGCUGGUCCCAGAGGGCGGUCCACUGGAGCUUCGCUGCAACGUCACCCGGGUCAUGACGGAGAACACCUACCUGUCCGUGACCUGGUCUGUCGGGAGAGGGACGUCCCCUUCGAAGGACAUCCUGACCGUGGGUCCUGACGGAGAUGUGGAGGUUGGGGAGUUUUACACCCAGCGGUACAGCGACGGGGGCCUCCUCCUCAAGCUGCGGGGGGGCGGGGCCUUUGGCCUCCUGCUGACCGAAGCAUUUCCCAGCGACCGGGGCGAGUACAGCUGUACGGCGAGGGAGUGGGUCCCCGAGGGGGGCGGAGUCUGGCAGAGUAUCCUGGAGAAGAGGGUGGAGCUUGGCCAGGUGGACAUCACGCCCGUUGCUGCAUCUCUCCUGGUCUCCCUGGAGGACAACACCACCCUCGACGUGGGCGAAACCCUCCGUUUGACCUGCUCAGUUGCCGGUGACCACCAGGUGGCACUCGGGCUGGAGGUCACGUGGUCCGUGAGCCCGACUCCCGGCCUGAACGGCUCCGGCGCCCCUCGGGUUCUGGGUGACGUGAACCGAGACGGAGUGGUGUCCAACCGGUCCGGUCAGGUGGAGCUCAGCCAGGCUGGCGGGGGCGUGUUCCCGCUCGCCGUGCACCACGUGGACCGGUCCGACUCCGGCUCCUACUCGUGUGCGGUGAGAGCCUGGGUUCGACAGAGCAACGGCCGCUGGUACCAAGCGGCGGAGAAGAAGUCUGGUCCCGUCCAGGUUCAGGUGACCAUGACAGAGCCCAAUUUCACAGUGACCUUGAGUGACCUGGUCACCCCGCGGUUCUCCGGAGACCCCGCGGAGCUGGCGUGUCGCGUGACCGGUGCUCCGCUCCUGCAAGACGGCCGCCUGGGGGUCACCUGGCUCCACGGCACCGGCUCCGACCCGGUCAGGACCGCCCGGCCCGUGGCUGCGCUGGACGAGCGGGGGGAACUCGUGGUGUGGGACGACUACCGCCCCCGGGUGGAGAGCGGACUCAUUUCGCUGUCCAGGGUCAAGUCCCUCACCUUCAGGCUGCGUUUCCUGCACAUGUGGGAGUCGGACCAGGGCGCGUUCCUCUGCGCCGUCUCCACCUGGACCCGUUCACGGGACGGGGGAUGGGUCAGGAGCCAGGAGGUCCGCUCCAACAACCUCACGGUCCACUGGGAAGUCAAAAAGCCGAGGCUCGGAGUCGUCGCUUACAGACUGAGGGAGGCCUCGUCAGCCGGGGCCACGUUUGAGAUGAGCUGUCGGGUCAUCGCAGAGAACCUGCAGGAGCCCAGUUACUCGGUUCACGUUCAGAUGGAGCAGUCAGUGAGGAGCAAGACCCGCCGGAUCGUGUCCCUGGGCCCCGACCUGGUCGUGCAGCCGGAGGACGGGGGCGACCAGGAGAGGCGAGACAGCGCGGUUCUGGAGAAGAGCGGGCCGGCCGAGUUCCGCUUCCGCCUCUAUGGGGUGCAGGUGUCGGACCGCGGGUUCUACUCCUGCGCCGUGACGGCCUGGACACGUGACGCAAGCAGGAACUGGACUAAAGCUGUCAGCUCAGAGUCCAACAAAGUCCAGAUUGCCUUCGUCCACACAGGUCCCACGUUCAACAUUUCCAUCCAUGCUGACACAACCAGUAUCUACCCUGGGGAGACCACCAAGAUGGACUGCAUCCUGGCGGUGUCGGGGUCCACACCUAAUGCAGGUGACAUUUUCUACGAGGUGCAGUGGUACCAGAACCACUUUCGAGUGGAUGGUGGCGCCGCCCUGCUGGCCAGUAUGGACCGCUGGGGCGUCGUGAAGAAGAGCCCCAGGAACAGCAGCAGCGACUGCAGCCUGGAACGCGUCUCGUCGCAGGUCUUCAGACUCAGCAUUCACAACACGCAGGACACGGAUGCCGGCGAGUACCGGUGCCGCGCCGCACCCUGGAUGCGCUCCUCAGCGGGGACCUGGACCCGCGGUCAGGACCUCUCCUCGACCACGGUCUUCCUCACAGUCCGCUUCGCAUUGUGGGACUCCAUGAAGAUGCCCCUGCUGUACGGGGCAGGUGCCGCCCUCAUCGUGGGCCUCUUCUCCCUCUUGGUGGGCUUCGCUUGCGCCCACUGCUGGUGCCGAAAGGUCGCGCUGGUGCCUCGCCGCUCCCGCAACCACCUGAUGGUCCAGGACAUGGAGUGAGGAGCACCCCCUCGGCCUCGCCCACGCCGACCGGAACCCCUCCGCACAGCCGACGGCGGACCGGAGCCCGGGAGCAGGGCGGGGCAUCUGCUGCACUGUCGCGCCCGCUGAGCGAAGAGCAGUCGGAGCAACGGGUCUCAACUCAGGAACUGCUGGACGGAAAGUGGCUCCUCUGACCAAACGGCUGUUUGACACCUAGAUCUUAUGACUGUGAAACACACCACUGAAGCUGACAUGGGGCUCGGAGGAAUUUGGAGAUGAUGAGGAGAUGAUGAGGGGGAUGGAAGGAGAGAUGAUGGCAGAGAUGAUAUGAGCUCAUGAAUUCACUGAGGCUGGUGAUGCCGGUCUCUUCAGUACCACGUUCCCUGUGAGAUGUCCUGGUCCUGCUGAUCCUCCUGCUGGUCCAGUUCCAGGUGAAUAUGGAAAACGCUGCCAGCUGAUCCCAUAGCUCCAGGAGUGCUGGUUCCCUAGGAACCCCUCCAAUCUCUCCUGUUCCAUGUGACACUUGUAGAGGAGUCCAGGUCUGAAGGUCUGAAACUCCUCAUGUGGCCCAGUGUGAUCCGUCAUCAUCUGUCCUUCAUCUCCUGUGUGGUGAAAGAACUUUAGAUUUACAGUGUUACCUGCUGGAGUGAAGUGAGGCCUGCAGUGCAUAGCCGACUUUUUUGCGUGCGUGUCCGUCCGCACAUUCCGUCCUCCUUACACACACACACACACACACACACAGUCCCUCGGAAUGUAGCUCAUGUGUAAGCGACCUGCUGACCCUGGAUGCCUCCGGUGCCAAACUUUUUAUUAGAAAGGCUGAACUCUUUGUUUUUAUC
Molecule: messenger RNA, 3686 nt
Organism: Scleropages formosus (Asian bonytongue)
Lineage: Eukaryota; Metazoa; Chordata; Actinopteri; Osteoglossiformes; Osteoglossidae
Product: prostaglandin F2 receptor negative regulator-like
Exons: 9
Coding region: 223-2865 (880 amino acids)
Cellular component (GO): membrane
Source: RefSeq, a predicted model, not a curated record